AUGCUGAUCAAGGCGGACAAUCCGAAAGUCGCAAUCCACAAUCCGCCCCCUGACUCGGAUCAGCUUGCAUAUCGACUAUGUGAACUGUCCUUACAAAAGAUGCAAAAAGAAGCGAUAGCAUCAGAGCCCGAUCUGAGGCAUGUGUUAGCUUCGUCUUCAAUGCAAAAACUGGCGCAACAGGACCUUCUUCAUCGGCUGGAUGCGCUGCAGAAUACGUCAACUUUAUAUUCAAUGCCACUGCUUCCCGGCGCAGACGAGCCAUUGCUAUCAGAAGAUGAGACAUGGGAUAUGAGUGAUCUCGAGCUGGCUGUUUCCGAGCUGGAAAAGGCGAGCAGAAGGAGUGAUAUUGCUCGUCUUAUAUGCUUCCAGCAUGCUCGCGAGAUGUGA
Molecule: messenger RNA, 387 nt
Organism: Penicillium daleae
Lineage: Eukaryota; Fungi; Ascomycota; Eurotiomycetes; Eurotiales; Aspergillaceae
Exons: 1
Coding region: 1-387 (128 amino acids)
Source: RefSeq, a predicted model, not a curated record